Molecule: messenger RNA, 441 nt
Organism: Purpureocillium takamizusanense
Lineage: Eukaryota; Fungi; Ascomycota; Sordariomycetes; Hypocreales; Ophiocordycipitaceae
Exons: 1
Coding region: 1-441 (146 amino acids)
Source: RefSeq, a predicted model, not a curated record
AUGUUGCCAUUGCAGCGAAGCCUACCGAAAGCCCACGCGAGAAGGGGUGAUGGCCGAACGCCACCGUUUCCAAUGCGAGCCCCGAGCAGCCUUGCCAGGGAAACCGUUUAUCAGGCUGGUUGGCUUGGCAUGGAGAAGUGUGUCGCAGCAAACAAGACGAAACGAGGCGUGAUACAGGCGGGAAACAUGGUCGACCAGCCGCCAGCGAUGCAUACCAUGUCCGUACAAAGGCGACCGUCGGUCGACCCCCAAUCUGUCAUUGGGUCGCGAGCGAGGCUGGUGGGCGGCGGCCGAGCGACGAGACGCCGUCGCGUCGCCGUCAAUCGCCGUGUUCGCCUCGCAGGGUCCGGUCCGGCUCGAGGUUUCCAGCCCAGCGCUCGAGCGCCGCCGGCAUCCCGCCCUGUGUUUCAGGCUUGGCAGAGCAGCUUGUUUGAGCCUUGA